Molecule: messenger RNA, 789 nt
Organism: Erpetoichthys calabaricus (reedfish)
Lineage: Eukaryota; Metazoa; Chordata; Cladistia; Polypteriformes; Polypteridae
Product: microsomal glutathione S-transferase 3-like
Exons: 6
Coding region: 97-528 (143 amino acids)
Cellular component (GO): endoplasmic reticulum; nuclear envelope; membrane
Molecular function (GO): glutathione transferase activity; glutathione peroxidase activity
Source: RefSeq, a predicted model, not a curated record
GUCCGGCGUCGUUAAAUUGAGCUCGCUGGCGAGUCGUCACGACGUCACUGAUUUCGCUCACAGUUUCAGAAGCUGCUUUCAUCCGAGUUGGCAGUCAUGGGGGCUCUCUCUAAGGAGUAUGGCUUUGUGGUCCUGACUGGCACUGCCAGCUUUAUCAUGGUGAUGCACCUGGCGUAUAAUGUCACCAAGGCACGCAAGAAGUACGCCAUAGAUUAUCCCAAAAUGUACGCCGAUGAUGGCGAAGAUGGGAACAUGUUCAACUGCGUCCAGCGGGCCCACCAGAACACGUUGGAGCUUUACCCAGCAUUCCUCUUCUUCCUGUCGGUUGGUGGCAUUCAGCACCCUCGUGUCGCCAGUGCCCUGGGUCUGACGUGGGUUGUUAGCCGGGAGAUCUACGCUUAUGGAUACUAUACGGGCGAGCCCCGCAAGAGAACAAGAGGCGCCUUUGGGUUUUUGCCACUCCUGGGCCUGAUGGGUCUUUCAGUCUCCUUUGCUGUGAAGCAUCUUGGCUGGAAACAUUGCUGCUAAGCUGGAGGCCCCGGGUAGCGCCACGGUGACACUGGGAACUUGGCUUACACUCCUGAUGCCAUAGAAGGAGCUGGCAUUGUCCGGCUUGGGUGACCACUGACCCCUCAAUCCCCACAAGGUGCACCUGAGGUGUCUGCUGUGCAGGAGGUCUGCUGAGGACCCAAGCACCUUGAUGCCAGCUCUUCGAGCACACGACGUUUUUAUAUGCCAACUGAAAUUUUUUUUUGUAUACCAGCUGGAAAAUAAAAUGUUCAAGCCUUA